Drosophila teissieri is the source of this 1665-nucleotide messenger RNA. It is a transcript of the gene alka, whose product is annotated as glycine receptor subunit alpha-2. Gene Ontology annotation, cellular component: membrane; neuron projection; synapse. Lineage: Eukaryota; Metazoa; Arthropoda; Insecta; Diptera; Drosophilidae. Gene Ontology annotation, biological process: chemical synaptic transmission; nervous system process; chloride transmembrane transport. The coding region runs from base 309 to 1658 and encodes 449 amino acids. The record is from RefSeq and is a predicted model, not a curated record. Gene Ontology annotation, molecular function: transmembrane signaling receptor activity; neurotransmitter receptor activity; chloride channel activity. The transcript is spliced from 10 exons.
UGCGGAUUAAGUUGGCCCCAACCAGGACCCCGUCUAUGUGCGAUCUCUGCUCUCCAUAUAUACGAAUGUAUCUUUUGUUCAGUGUAUAUAGUGUGUCGUGCAUAUAGUGAAAAGCGGGCAAAAAGAAAGUAAGAAACCGCCAGAGAGCCAAGUAAAUCCCAAUCAAAACAAAAUGUAAGAACCAGACCAAGCUACAGCAGUCCAGAGAAAUACAAAAACCGAAUUAUGAAAUUCCCACGUCGGUGUAAAGUGAGAUGAUUUGAGGUCUGUGUGUUACAAAUCCUUUCCCGUGCCGUCGCCCCAACAUCAUGCUCGACAAAUUCAACACAAACGCAUUCAUAUCGUUUGGACUGGGAUUCAUACUGAUGUGGCUGAGCGAAGCCACGGAAGCCCACAUGAACUACACAGCCAAGCCGCGAGUAGUUCUUCCGCCUAAUUAUGUCAAGGAAAUACGACCGCCCUCGAAGAAGGGCUCCCCAGUGAUAGUAGACUUUAGCAUAUUCGUUGUAGAUAUUAACUCAAUUAACGUAGAGGAUAUGGACUUUAGAGUAGACAUGUUUAUACAUCAGCGCUGGCUGGAGUCGCGUCUGGAGAUCCCAGAUGACAUAUUCGAGGAGGGCGACGACUACGUGACGCUGCUUCCAGAGGUCUUUGAGAAUUUUUGGCAGCCGGAUCCGUACUUUCUAAAUUCCAAAAUUGCCGAAAUAGCGACACUGACCCACAAGUUCACGUCGGUGACGCUCUACAAGAACAAGACGGUGCGCUAUGCGGCCCGGAUGCACGCGAUCAUCGCCUGCCAGAUGGAGUUCCAGCUGUACCCCAUGGACAUCCAGGUGUGUCCCAUCUACAUCGAGAGCUUCUCGUCGAACAAUCAGAAGGUUAAGCUGCGCUGGUCGGACUCCGGGGUGACCCUGAAUCCGGAACUGAAGCUGCUGCAGUACAAUCUGGGCCAGCCGCUGGAACUGGAGGAGAGCGACGGCUACAUGCCGGAGAAGGUGGGCAACUUCUCCCGCCUCACCGUGUACUUCCGCUUCGAGCGCCAGAUUGGCCACCACCUCAUCCAGACCUUCGCCCCCUCAUCGUUGGUGGUGAUGCUGUCCUGGUUCAGCUUCUGGCUGGGACUGGACGCCAUUCCGGGGCGGGUAACGCUCCUGGUGACCUGCAUGCUGACCCUGGUGACCAUGUUUACGGGCGCCGACAUCCCGCCAGUCGCCUACGUUAAGGCCCUGGACCUCUGGAUGGCCGGGUGCAUGCUGUCCGUGUUCGCCGCCCUGGCCGAGUUCGUGGUGGUGAAAGUGCUGGACGUGCAGUACCAGUACCAGGUGAACCGCAUACCCAAGGUACUGCCCAUGCGCAUCAGCAACAUGGAGAAGGGUCAGUGUGCGACGGUGGCCAGUUGGGAAGGCGGAGCGGUGCGGUCGCGGAAGGCCACUCAGACGCCCACGACGCCGGGCCAGACCUCGCUCCAGGGAAACGGAGGACCGCCCAAGCCAGCAAGACGUCAGAGUCUACUUUCCGUGGCGUGGACGGAUACGGAUACCGGCGUGGAGAAGAUCAUGUGGCGGGAGAUCGACAAGGUGUCCCGCGCCGUAUUCCCCAUCCUGUUCUUUGUGUUUGUGCUCCUGUACUGGCCGAUUCUGCUGAUGAAGUCGUCCUAGGAUUUGG